GUCGAAAAAAAAGUAAAAUGUUCUUAUUUUCUGACAAUGUAACAGUAAAGUGAGAACUCAGCUUUAAAUAAAACAAUGCUACAAAUAGCGAUAUUUAUAAUCGCUGAGCUGGAACGCGGCUACACAAUUGUUUUGAUUUUUGAACAACGUCCGUUUCCAUCCAAGUCCAACCGUCAUUUCUCAUCAGUUGAAGAUUUUGAAGAACUGACGCUCUGAAAUUAUUUUAAAAUAAAUUGAAUACGAAGCAUUUUUCGUUGCAAUUUCGUGUUUUAUAAGUGAACUUAUAAUAAGCAGCAGGCUGUGACAAACUCAGAGAGCUCGAUAUAAUUUUAAAAGUGUUUUAGUGAAACUGCUAUUAUUUGCAAACAAAUAACAAAAACCGUUGGACUUUAGAAUUUGAUUUUAACUGUGUAUAAACUAAAUUAGUUGACAAUGGAGUCAACAUCAGUGACUGAGCGCUUAAACAAGCUGAGGGAGGAGAGAAUGGCCCGAGAAAAGGAGCGAAUUGCUAAGCUUCGUGAACUUAAUUUGAAGAAGUACAACAAAAACGAAGACUUCAAGAAUUCCGCUUCAAACCUCUCUGUAGUUAAUAAGUCAGUUAAAUCCGAAGUGAAUUUGAAAAAUAAUGGUGCAGGACCUGUAAAAAAUUAUAUGCAUGUGAACGGUGCUGCUAAGAGGCCUGUCUCAGUACCGAUGAAACCAAAGAAAUAUGAGGUUAAUCCAAAACCUGAAGUCAAAUUAACAUCCAACAUUCCCAAAAUGAUGAAUAAACCUAGUAUUGCUGCCAAUGUUAAUAAAAAAAAUGGCGACAUUACUCAUAAUAAGAAGCCUAUUAAUAAAACUGAGAUGAAACUCUCCACAACUGACAAAAACCCAGUCUUGGGCAAUAAACCUCAAGUUCCCCGUGUCAGUCAAUUGCAAAAACCUAAGUUGGCCAAUUUUGCUGACAAAAAGCAAAACUUUCCCAUCAGAAAGGCUGAAAGUCUAACAACAAAUGUUAAAAUCCGUCAAACUCUGGCCGUGGCCAACAAUAAACCAUCUUCGAAUUUACCUCGCAAGUCCAUGAUCCCUCAAAGUGCUUCGAAGUCAGAAUCAGUCUUUGACCGCCUUUACAAACCCAAACCGGUUCAAAAUUCUCACAAAAAUGAGAUUGAGAAACUGCAAACAGAUCCAAAUUACUUGAAAAAGGUGAUUCGGACCUCUGGAUUAAUUUUGAACAAACGGCACACAGUUUUUGAGCCAGCCAAAGCGAAGAUAGCAGUGCCAGUCCGUAGAUCAAUCUCCGCUGUCCAUUUCAAGCGGAUUGGAAAGCAGGAACUUGGCAAUUGCAUUCAUAAAUGGGCUUCCAUCGGUGACAAGUUAAAUAACAUACAUUUAAAACAUAUCAAUGAAGAUGAGAAUAUACAGGAAGAAAAAGUAGUGUCUGCGGUCAAGAGUGAGAGAAAAAAAGUCACUUUUAUGACUCCGAUGGGCAAUCUCAACACCCCUCGUCCCGAGGAAUUACAAGCCAGGUUGAAAUCUUGGCUACAAAAGCGAGGGAAAUCGCUGGAUUCCUACCAUCAUUUGCAGUGUUUCGGUAUACAUCAUUUACCGCAGACUAUUAAGUUUGACACUAAACUUUUUGAUGAGGAAAACAAGGAAAAUAUAGCGGUUGAAUCGGACAGCGAUGAUGAUUCUUACACGGAGAACAUGAAUGAGGACCCGAAGGCCAGUACGCAAAGGUGGAGGAAUGCUAGCUGUGUGACAGACAGUGAAGAUUUCAACGAUUCACAUAAUACUACUGCUACAUGCAGUGAUAUCGUUAAUUUAGAUGAAGUUGUGAUCGGUGCAUUAAAUGAUUUGACCGAGUUGCUUAAAGAGGGUUUCGACUGGGAACAAUGCGCGCGCUGGCUGCGUGCGAUACGCGAGCGUUUCCCGUCGGCUCCACAUAGCGCCGCCUACUGGGAAUGUCGCGCAGCACUCGAAGAGACGCGAGGAGAUCUGCCAGCGUCCGUGCAAUGUUGGGAGGAAGCUAUUGCUAAGGGGACUGAGCGUUCAGUAGUAGAAGCCAAUCUAGACCAGCUCCUAGAUAAAUUUAUGCAGCUGAAGAUAAGUCCGAACAGCCACGGCAAGCGGCGCCAGGUGGACCCCAAGCUAGUGGACGUCAAAAACGUAUUCAAAAGCACUAUUAUACGAUUUGCUGUUCAACAAGCGAAGUUACGCCAAUCAAAUCAGUUCGACGCGCCAAAAUAUACGGUGACUCCAGUGCGACGCAGUGCAAGGUUAAGUUCGCAUUGGAGUGCAAAACGCACCCCGCUACAAGUUUGUACCAGCGUCCGACAAGCUGACGAAGUUUUAGGAGAAAGACCAGUGUUUGUGCCAAAUGAUAGCCUAUAUGGCACUCCUUAACAUCUAAAACUCAAUAUUUUAUGGGUUAAAGCUAAAUUAUUCUGUAAAAAAGGAUGAAAAUUGUACAAUAAGGUAUAAAAAGUCAAAAGCAAAGUUUAUUUAACGAUAACAAUUAUUAGAAAUAAUGUCUAAACGCCGACCUAUUAAUUUUAGAAUAUAUAUUUGACUGGAUGAAAACAGGCCCUUUUUAUCUAAAACUAGUUGCUACCGCGCAGUUCUACUCACUCUAGUUGGCUCCUAUCGAUCAUAUCGUGACGUUUUAUAGCCGAUAAAUGGAGAAUCCAACACUAAAAGUUCAAUUCCAAAUUAUUCAAUUUGGUUCAGUAGUUCUGGAGUUCGGCAUGUUCAAACAAGCGUACUGCGUAGUUUUAUGUCUUGCUACAGAUUUCAUAUUAAUUAUUAUUGAAUUAUGUUCUCAAAUAAAUGGCUAACUAUAAUAAUUACGAUAAUGUUUUGUUGUUUAACCUUAACUAUUCUAAUGUAAAUAUCUAAUUAAUUAUGUUUUUCUUUUUGCUUUUAGUUAAGCUGACGCGUAUUGUAUACAAUAAAAUUUUAUUUCUUACACCAAAAAUAUGCUUAGAAUUAUCUUGUUUUAUCUUUCUUUUCGUGUGCGUUACCCAGGCCAGGUGUUGUCGAAAAUGGUCUUAUAGAUAAUUAGUUUUACGGCUUCUGUAACGUUGCGGACAUUUUUAAAUUUGUUGCGCUUAUAGUUUUUUAAUUAUUUCUCAAAAACAUAUUUUGCUAGGGUAACGUUACC
Messenger RNA from Spodoptera litura, 3145 nucleotides. RefSeq lists its product as uncharacterized. Lineage: Eukaryota; Metazoa; Arthropoda; Insecta; Lepidoptera; Noctuidae. The record is from RefSeq and is a predicted model, not a curated record.